AUGGAAGCAUCUCUCGCUUGGUACAGCAACGCCAAGAUUUGCACUGGAAAGCUGGGGGAUCACGCCCUCGACAUUCACGCUUUGGCUGCUAUCGGUCACCGAUUGAAGGAGCAUGCCGAUCGAUUGUUCACUGAAGAAACCGAGGCAAAAGUAGAUUUCCUAGACCUGGGCAAUAAUGCAGAAGAUUUUUGGCCGAGUUGCAUUGGCAGUGUGCAGCGGUUGAGAGAGCAUUUGGGGCUUUUUCCUUGCCCAAGUCGACAUGGCCAUCGUUGUAGAUUUUUGUUUUUGCAUGCGGCCCAUUCUAGGGAUAGGCUGAAGAUCUCCCAGGAAAUGCUCAUGCUAUCCUUCUCACACCUUCAGGUUGUACCUGAAUUUAUUGAUUUUCUCUUUCCUUUUGGCUUUCAAGAAAACGCUGAGGACUUCUACUUCAGUGGAUUUCGUCACAAAACACGAUUGCAUGAGCGUUUGCCGAACAAAGCUCCUACAGCCCGUUCGGUUGUGGGGGACUAUCAAAUCUGUUGGAAUUUGAAGUCUGUCGAGCCAUCGGAUUCCGAAGAAUGGUCUAUUCGCCAUUGCGCUGUCCAUCAUUCAUUCCACAUGAAGCAGGGGCAUCUGGAUAAGUCAGAUUUCAAAUCAAUGGACCGAGCCUUCGAGGCAUCAUUAGAGAUACACCUCAUGUUUUGUGGCUGGUCAGCCGAAAAUUGGCGAUGGUAUAUUAACUACCUUGAGGACAAAUUCCAACAAAUGACUCGGAGGGCCUUCUCGGCGCCUGUUCGUGUGCCCAUAAUUCCUGCGACAGAUACGGAGCAGUUUUCGCCAAAACCGCGCACCAAUACGGGGGGAACGGAGAGAUCCAAGUUUUCAAUGUUCUCCUGGACACAGAGUCAAUCGAUGGAAAAGAGUUCCCCCACAGCAGUCAAGAAGCAACAACUACCCACUCCUCAGACUUUUAUGAGCCAAGGUACUGCAGUCUCUCAACCCUUGCCUCCGGAUGACGACGACGACGACGACGAUGACGAUGACAAGGAGCUAGAGGUUCCGCUAGCAUCGACGGAUAUCAAAAUUGAUGAUGAAAAUCGAGAUUUCUCGUUUGGCAAGUUGCGAAAAGUUCACCAAAUUGCAGAGAAAGUCAAUGAGGCUAUUUUGGUUCUGAAACAAAACAUCAGCGUUCUUGCUCAACUGAGACAAUAUUAUAGAUCGCUCCCAAGGCGUAAGGGUUUCCCGCAAGAUUUGGUGGACAGCUGCAAGAGCGCGAUUGAUGGUUUCGAGUUCACCCUGGAAGGAUUAGAAAGUGACAUGAAUUCACAAAUCCUGAGGCUUGAAACAUUGCUGCGUCUCCUGGAAGACCGCAAAACUUUGUUACGGAACGUCCUCGAGUACCAAAACACUCAAGCGAACAAGUAUUCAACAAAGAGCAUCUUCACGAUGACCGAAGAUAUGAAUGAUAUUGCUCGCAAAACGAAGAUCGAAACCGUUUCGAUGAAGGUCAUCACGCUUGUGACCUUGUUCUUCCUACCUGGAACAUUUACCUCUGUAGGUCACCAUUUUCUUGUGACACUCAUGAGCACAAGUAUUUUCCAACCGAACGCUUCAGACAAUUCAAAAUCAGAGGGCCCAAAUCCUUACGCCCAUCUCAAUCCUUUGCAAAUAUACCUCAUCCUCAGUUUGCCUCUCACUGUUGUCACGCUUCUCUUCUGGGCAGGCUUCCACUUCUGGGAGAUGCGGCAAGAACAGCGGAAGAAGAGAAGGCAUAAAGCGACUGGCUGGCAGGUCUGA
This is a messenger RNA of Endocarpon pusillum Z07020, 1776 nucleotides long. RefSeq lists its product as uncharacterized. The transcript has 6 exons. The record is from RefSeq and is a predicted model, not a curated record. The coding region runs from base 1 to 1776 and encodes 591 amino acids. NCBI's taxonomy places the organism in Eukaryota, Fungi, Ascomycota, Eurotiomycetes, Verrucariales, Verrucariaceae.